GUCCUUCUCUUCCCUGCUCGGCCCGGACUAGAGGCGGCGGUGUGGGAUGAAAGGGGGGAUCCCGAGCGGGACUUGGAUGCACACUGCUACGGAAGAACUUUUCCUCGGAGCUGUUGCUGCUAAGUCUCAGAUCCCGACUGUGAACAGGUCACCCUAAAGAAUGGCCGAGCCUUCUGGGAACGAGCUGGCGUCCGCGGCUGCCAAGGGGGACCUAGUGCAACUUACUAAUUUGUUGCAAAAGAAUGUAAACGUCAAUGCACAAAAUGGAUUUGGGAGGACUGCGCUGCAGGUAAUGAAACUUGGGAACCCCGAAAUUGCCAGGAGGUUGCUCAUUAGCGGUGCAAACCCCAACCUGAAAGACAGUACUGGCUUCGCUGUAAUUCAUGAUGUAGCCAGAGAGGGUUUUCUGGACACUUUGCAGACUCUGCUGGAGUUUAAAGCUGAUGUUAACAUUGAGGAUAACGAGGGCAACCUGCCCUUGCACUUGGCCGCCCGGGAGGGGCAUGUGCGGGUGGUGGAGCUGCUGCUGGAGCGCGCAGAGUGCAAGGUGGGCCACCAGAACAAGCGGGGGGCCACCGCCUACGACCUGGCCAAGCUCUACAAGAGAUCCGCCGUGGUGAAGCUCUUGGAGGACAGCAGCUUCUUCCCUGCAGCCAUGAAUUAAACCCAAUGCGGACGCGCUCUCCUUUGGACACUAAGGCUUUCAGCCGUCUUUUUUUUUUUUUUUUUUUUUUUUUUUUUUUUUUCCCCUCCUCCUUUUUAAUAACAUUUGUUGCUACUUUACUUCUAUUAUUUUUCUUAAAUAGCUGAUAGCAUAAGUCUCCAGAAAUUCUAGAGGUGGGUUUUUAGAUAAUGGAAAUGUUUUAAAUCCACGCUCCCAGCAAUUUCUUACACCUGCCAUUUACAAAGCACUCAUAGACUCAGCCGUGUAUAUGUUGGUCGCUCAUAAUUAGCUUUCCAAUACCAAGUUUUGCAAUUUAUUUUAGGUCAUUUGUAUUAAGUCACUCAUACAAGAGCUACAUAUUCACAUGCUUAACGUUACUGGACUUUUAGGAAAAGGAAAUAGCUUGCUGUGAUGUCUCCCACCUCUCAACGCAUCCCCCACCCCACCCCCGGUCAGGCUUUUUGAAGUCCUGUUUUGGGUUAAAAGAGCCUUUUAAGGGGUAACCUGCAACUCCUCGCUCAGGCAGAGCUUGGAGUCAAAGGCUGCUUGGCCUGAGGACAGCGGAUGGCGCUUAGAGGCUUUGGGAAAUAGCUGCAUUUUGACAUAACAAGAGCUUGUAGAAGUAGGUCACUUACUUUCUAAAUGUAGAUGACACUUUUCCCCUUUGUGUAUUUAAACUUUCACCAAGCUGGUUUUGUAUUUAGUUACCAGAAACAGUGUAAGUGGUGUUUUUUUGAUUGCCAGAGGUUUUAAACAGCUCAGCUCAGUAGUUCGUGUUUACUGUGCACUGAACAAGACGGUUUUUCUAGUUUCAAAACAAGCAGCAGAGAACCAUUGUCAUAGGCAAGAGGACACGAAGGCUGCAAUACAAGUUUUCUGGUCGCUUUGUAAGCUGAGUGCAGUUUAGAUGCUCUUUAAGAAAUAUUUGCUUUCCACCAACUCUUCUGUUUUGCCUGGAAAGAAACUAUUUUAAUGAUAGAUGCAUCUCACAAAGCAGGAAUAUCUGAAUACAGUGACAUGUAGGAAUGAUAUUGGGGAAGUUAUGUUAUCGCUUGUACAUAAAAAGCAUUUAACUAUUGAAAAUUUUCCAUUGCAAUACAACUGAGAGUAUUCAUAGUAUUCAGCAGACUCAAACUCAUUUACCUCUCCAGCUACAACAGGAGCUAACGACGCUCAACACCGUAUCAGAAAGAGCUUAGUGUGAAACUUUUAACAUUUGCACAGGAUCUAGUUGUUGGACAGAUGGACACUUUAAAGUGCUUUAUUUUGAAGCGUCUAAAUUUUAAUUGCGCAAAAUAGCAUGUUUUAAAUCAAUACAAAAUGAACAGUACUUAAAAUAGCACUUAAAAGAGGAGGGGGUGUACAUUAGUUUAGAUUUUAACUCUUAAAAAAAUAUUUUAGCCCCACAAAAUCAGUUACUACCGUUCCGAAGUAAAAAGUAAUUUGCUGAGUCUGUCUGUUACGUUUACUAUAAGCUCUGUCACACUGCUGUGUUUUCUGAUUAAAAACCUCUGUGAAAUA
Athene cunicularia (burrowing owl) is the source of this 2185-nucleotide messenger RNA. RefSeq names its product cyclin dependent kinase inhibitor 2C (gene CDKN2C). Bases 161 to 664 code for a protein of 167 amino acids. Gene Ontology annotation, cellular component: nucleus. The record is from RefSeq and is a predicted model, not a curated record. Gene Ontology annotation, biological process: negative regulation of cell population proliferation; regulation of cyclin-dependent protein serine/threonine kinase activity. Lineage: Eukaryota; Metazoa; Chordata; Aves; Strigiformes; Strigidae. Gene Ontology annotation, molecular function: cyclin-dependent protein serine/threonine kinase inhibitor activity; protein kinase binding. The transcript is spliced from 3 exons.